Molecule: messenger RNA, 4043 nt
Organism: Epinephelus fuscoguttatus (brown-marbled grouper)
Lineage: Eukaryota; Metazoa; Chordata; Actinopteri; Perciformes; Serranidae
Product: zinc finger protein 391-like
Exons: 3
Coding region: 1863-3521 (552 amino acids)
Biological process (GO): regulation of transcription by RNA polymerase II
Cellular component (GO): nucleus
Molecular function (GO): RNA polymerase II cis-regulatory region sequence-specific DNA binding; DNA-binding transcription factor activity, RNA polymerase II-specific
Source: RefSeq, a predicted model, not a curated record
CAAAAAAUGAUAUAGGAGACAAUUCAGUUCUGGUGGCUCAUGGUUAAAACACACAAGAACUCAGAGGUAAGGAGCCACAGAAUUGCAGCAUGUUGAAAAACAUACUUGAAAAACCUCCUAACACCUCUUGCGAACUAGUCUUCUCAAUUUUUGUCUGCUAUUUUUGAUUUGAUUUUGUACCUGCACCCACGUAGAUAAUUUUUGUUGUUAGGGUUUAAGAGCUGACCACAAACUAAACUGUAGAUGAUGUACUCCAUGGUGCUGUCAACAGAUCAGUUUAUAAAGUAGUAAUGAAAAGUGAAUGAAUAUUAAUGAUCUAUGUCCAGAGGGACAUGUGUAAACAUUUUUUUAAUCUAAUGUAUGCACUCUAUUGAUAAAGCUUUGAAUGAUGAUGAUUUCAUUUCAUAAACUGGGGGUGUGCAUCACUCAUUUUGUCAUCCUGCCAUCAAGUCUUUUUUUUCCAGCAUCUUUCUUAUUUGUGAAAAAUUAAGGGAACACCUAAAUGGCACACCAGAUGUUGAUGAAGCAGUUAUUCAAGUUGAAAAUCCUGACUGAUGUACAUUGUAUAAUUUGCUGAGAACAAAAUGAUGUAGCAACGGUCAGUAGAAACCAAAAUCAUCAGUCACUCUGAUCUCUGGUGAAUGCCAAUCAAGCUGCCCAGUGCUGGGCUGUGAGCACAGGUCCCUCUAAAGGAUGUCGGGCCCUCAAGCCACCCUCAUGGAGGCUGUUUCUGACAGUUUGGUCAGAAACAUGCACACCAGUAGCCUGCUGGAGGUCAUUUUGUAGGGCUCUGGCAGUGCUCCUCCUGUUCCUCCUUGCACAGAGUAGCAGAUACUGGUCCUGCUGCUGGGUUGAUGCCCUUCUACGGCCCUGUCGAGCUCUCCUUGUCUCCUUAUUUCCUCCGUGCUCUUAAGACUGUGCUGGGAGACACAAAACUCCUUGCAACCACACAUAUGGAUGUGCCAUCCUGGAGAUGCUGGACUACCUGUGCAACCUGAUUGGGCUGCAGGUACCACCUCAUGCUACCAGUAGUGACAAGGACAUGAGGAGAAUGCAAACUAGAGAAGAAUCAGUCAGGAAGGAUAAGGAGAGAGCAACUGUCUGUGGACACCACAUAUGAAACCUUACUUUUUUGGGAGUUGUCUUGCUUUUGCCUCUCCAUUGCACCUGUUGUCACUUUGAUUUGCACCAAAGCAGCUGAAACUGAUUCACGAUCACUUGUGCUUCCUAAAUGGACAGAUUGAUAUCCCUGAAAUUUAUCUGAUUUGCUGUUAUACUGUGAUGACUAAAUGUGUCCUUAUUGUUUUUAGCUGUGUAUAUUGUCAUCCAUUGUGUUGUUAAGGUUGAUAAGUUUAUUUGCACAGUACUUUCAUGCAAAAAUCACGAUUUGCAAAUGGGUGUCAAAAAUCUACUCAUAGGUGAAACACUCCAUUGCAAAUAUUUUACAAGUAAUUUCAACCCUGACGCUGGGGUUAAACAAUUGUUCAGUAAAAAUGCCGACAGUUGAGGGCGGAACGAAAAAUACACGACUGUCGAAACUUGAGAGUGUAACACCCGGCGGAAGUAAGCAAAAUAAUUUCAACGGUCCCGUUUUCUGUAUUGUUUCAUUGACUUAGUUCAAGCAGGUUUGUUUGUCCUUAGGACAACUUGUUCUGCACUGAUGCUGGUUUGAUUUUAAACAAUUAAAGAGGGAACACAAAAAAAACCCAAAAAAAAAACCAAAAACAUGCGCCUCACAGUCGGAACUUAUCAGUGCCACAUCCGGCGGAAGUAAACAAUUUAAACGCAGCAGUCGCGAGGGAAUUUAAGCAGGUUUGUCCGCAAGGAAAAGUUGGAGUGACUGUAAUUGUGAUGAAGCAACAAUGUCUUCAGUUGAGUAUUUGAGAGGGUUUGUCAGCGAGAGACUAACUGCUGCUGCUGAAGAAAUAUUGGGAGUUUUUGAGAAAACUAUCGUCGAGUACGAGAAAGAGAUCGACCGUCAGCGCAGACUGUUGGAUAUAGCUUGGAACCCGGAAGUUAAUUUACACAGGAUACAGCUCCCACAGCAAGAUGUGUGUAAGGAGGAGGAGGUUGUCGCUGAGCAGCAGCUCUGUAUUGAGGAGAGGAAGUCCAGUGUGGACCAAGAGGAGCCAGAGCCUCCACAGAUUAAAGAGGAAGAGGAGGAAGUGUGCAGCAGUCAGGAGGGAGAGCAGCUUGACGUGAAGCAGGAGACUGAGACCUUUCUAGUGACUCGUAGUGAUGAGGAAAGUGAGCAGCAGCUCCUCUGUCACAGCUCUCAUGGAGCUGAGAGUGAAGAUGAGGAAGGAGACGAGCAAGGAGACUCAACAUCAAGUGGAGAAGCAGAGCCAGAAGAACAGAAUAGACGUCACAAGCGCAGAAGUCACACUAAGCGUGUAGACAACCCCAACUUAUCAGAGAUUGAUCAUAAUACUCACACAGAGCUCCCACAGCAAGAUGUGUGUAAGGAGGAGGAGGUUGUCGCUGAGCAGCAGCUCUGUAUUGAGGAGAGGAGCUCCAGUGUGGACCAAGAGGAGCCAGAGCCUCCACAGAUUAAAGAGGAAGAGGAGGAAGUGUGCAGCAGUCAGGAGGGAGAGCAGCUUGAAGUGAAGCAGGAGACUGAGACCUUUCUAGUGACUCCUAGUGAUGAGGAAAGUGAGCAGCAGCUCCUCUGUCACAGCUCUCAUGGAGCUGAGAGUGAAGAUGAGGAAGGAGACUCAACAUCAAGUGGAGAAGCAGAGCCAGAACAACAGAAUAGAUGUAACAAGCGCAGAAGUCACACUAAGCGUGUAGACAACCCCAACUUAUCAGAGACUGAUCAUAAUACUCACACAGGUAAAACACCUUUUAAAUGUGACACUUGUGGGAAAGCUUUCAAGUUUAAGUCUCGUUAUAUUUCACACCUGAGGGUCCACACAGGAGAGAAGCCCUAUUGUUGUAACACGUGUGGGAAAAAAUUCAGUCAUAUGUCAACUCUGAACAUUCAUGCAAGAAUCCACACAGGUGAGAAGCCAUUUCCUUGCAACACAUGUGGUAAAAACUUCAGAUGCAGUUAUAAAUUGUCAGUCCACAUGAGAACCCACACAGGAGAGAAGCCAUAUUCUUGCAGCACCUGUGGGAAAGGAUUCUGUCGGACAACAGAUUUGAAAACUCACACAAGAAUCCACACAGGUGAGAGGCCGUAUUCUUGCAAGACAUGUGGAAAAAACUUCAGAUGCAGUAAUCAAUUGUUAUUCCACACGAGAACCCACACAGGUGAGAAGCCGUAUCCUUGCAAGACCUGUGGGAGAAGAUUCACUCUGACAGCAGAGUUGAAAGUUCACGCAAGAAUCCACACAGGUGAGAGGCCGUAUUCUUGCAAGACAUGUGGAAAGGAUUUCAGACGCAGUUAUGAUUUGUCAGUCCACAUGAGAGUCCACACAGGUGAGAGACCGUAUCCUUGCAAAACCUGUGGAAAACAUUUUGGACAGAGCGGUACCUUGUUAGUCCACAGAAGAAGAGCCCACGCCGAUGAGAUGCCGUAACUUUGCAAGAUCUGCGGGAAAAGAUACUUUAAUGAGUGUCAUUUGAUAAACCACAUGAAAUCACAUACAGGCAAGUAGCCUUGUAUUUCAAAAAUCAUAUAGGAGACGAUUCAGUUCUGGUGGCUCAUGGUUAAAACACACAAGAAGUCAAAGAAGUGAGGAGCCACAGAAUUACAGCACAUUGAAAACAUACUUGAAAAACCUUGACACCUCAUGUCAACUGGAGACCUUUCUUUUUUUGUCUGCUACAUUUAAUUUGAUAAUUUUUUUGGUAUUUUGUAAAUGCAUCAAUGCCACAGCUGACUACAAGCUAAACUGUAGAUGAUGUACUCCAUGGUGCUGUCAACAGAUCAGCUUAUACAGUAGUAAUGAAAAGUGAAUGAAUAUUAAUGAUCUGUGCCCAAAGACAUGUGUUCUCUUUUUUUAACUCAUCUAUGUAUCCAAACACUAAAGAUUUGUACUGUGAUGAUUUAACAAUAAUAAACCCUCUAGAGAUGUUGGAUCACUUACGUUUUCAUCCUG